This is a messenger RNA of Tricharina praecox, 345 nucleotides long. RefSeq lists its product as uncharacterized. The coding region runs from base 1 to 345 and encodes 114 amino acids. The record is from RefSeq and is a predicted model, not a curated record. NCBI's taxonomy places the organism in Eukaryota, Fungi, Ascomycota, Pezizomycetes, Pezizales, Pyronemataceae. The transcript has 2 exons. Gene Ontology annotation, biological process: 2-oxoglutarate metabolic process.
AUGAUUCCCUCCAAGAUUGCCCGCGCUGCCACCCAGCACCGCACUCCCCUCAUCUCCUUCCUCGGCAAGCGCACAAUCCCUCAGAACAUCGACCACACCCCGCGGCCACACCCGCAGUCGCCGACCGGCGCACUCCCCACCAGCUUCGCCGAGUACCGCAAGACGGCCAUCCAGCACGGCCCCUUGGCCAGCCAGCCAGCCGCCCAGACCGCCCGCGGCACAAUUGAAGCUUCGGUCGGCGAGUUCUUUGACCGCAAUCAGCUGCCCCGCCGCUUCUGGCGCAUGACCAUGUCCCCCAAGGAGAUGGAGAUCAUCGAGAGCGGCGGUGCCGCCGCCUGGGCUUAA